CUGGCCUUGCAGACACUUCGCUCUGUAGCAUCCAAACCGACGCGUAAGCAGGCACAGCGGGUCAUUAGAGCGGCGGCAGCGGUGACGUAACUUAUUGCUCUAGAACUGCUAUAAUCGAAGUAUUAUUACCCUGAAUAUUAAGCCUUGCUAGAGUGACUGAUGUAUUACACCGGGUAAUUUUGUCACAAGAUUUUUUUUAGUUUGUUCAAUAACGAGGUUAAUUCGUGACAAAUUUUUUGUGACAGUGAUAAUUAUUCAUACUUAUGUCGACAAGCAUUGUGGAGCGUGCUUCUGGCUGGAAAUAAAUGUUAUUUAGCGUAUACCAACAAAUUAGAAGUGUGAUGCUUGAAAAAUUUCUGUCGUCGUUUCAUUUCUGUCGUCGUUUGAAUAAAAAAACCGUACAUUUUUCAGUAAAUUUAAUCUAUGGACUUGCGAUCAACUGAAAAUCAUGGCGAUGUCAUCUCUGGCUUUGUUGAGUUCGAAUGCCUCCGAUUUGGGAUGGACAAGCUUGUAUGCGACGCCAGAAAUUAAUAACAACCGAUUUCAUAAUGAUGAUUUAAGUCUCUUCCUUCUACAAAGACUCGAAGAAAACUUCGUUCCGCCCGCAGAAAGAACUCAUUCGAUGCUUCUUGUAUCCCGCAAUGGGACGAAUUCCGAAACUGAAGAGACAGACGUUCUCAAACUGAUCAGCGACAAUUCCAACACUGCCAAAGAAGUCGUUCAGAAUGUGUACGAUUUUAUUAGACAUCAUCCAAGUAAUUCUGACCCUGAAACUAACAACGAUGUUGCAGUGAAUUCGGAAGAUGAUCAGUUGACAGAUAUUGACAAUUUUCAAGUGCUUUACAAUAGUUAUGGUCAAGUGAAUCCCAACUACAAGAAGCAACAACAAAGUAACUAUACAAAUCCGACUUUUUCAUCAACUGUCAAUGUUGAUUUGCACCAAACAUCUACAUUGCUGACGGAAGCGGGUGAACCAAGUGUAAUAGACGAUAUUCUAAACCUCGAAACUGAAAGCAACAUUGAACAUAAUUUUGAAGUGUCGUCAGAUUUGUUUUUGGAAAAAAAUCUAUCAUCAAACUUGACUGAACUAGCCAAUUCCUCUCAUGUCACGACCGUGUCUUCGUCUAACGUCCUAGAGUCAGUCUACUUUGUCACCGAACCGCCGAUCGAAUACGUCAGUUUCGUUUCGGUGAUGAACAACAUCCUGUCGUAUUUCGGGUACACUGCAACUUCAUUCGUGUUUUGGAUAGACUGUUUUACUGGAGGUCUAUUUACUAUACUUGUUUCUGGGCUGCUUAUGUUGUACAACACGGUAGUGGCGAUGUACUCAAUGUAUUUCGACGUGCCGCUCACCAGGGGCUUUGACAUAGACGCUUUUUGGGACUUGAGUCGUCAAAACAGCCGGGAUUGCAGCCUCAGCAAUGCGCACCUCUACUCCAAAAAUUUCCUCUUCGGGGAAUAUCGAAAUCUCCUGAGGAACGCAGCGCGGUGGGAAUGACUGGGCGCAUCGCGAACCUACCUGAUGAAAAACAUGGGCUUGCGCCAAUUAUUUUGUAAUACAAAUUGCUUCUCUGUAUUUAACUUAUUGCUUAAAUGAACUUCAAAAUAAUUUGAUCAUACUGAAUUUUUGCGUAGACACAUUCGAAACGCAGAAUAAAAUAUCAAGGCGAAUACCAAUUAAUGCCUGAGAAUUUUUCAUUGGACAUCAAAGUAGAUUCGCGUGACAUUGAGGCGUUCUGCAGCAUUAAUUCAAUGAAUUUUCCAGGUUAAUAUUUUUAUAAAAAUAAAAAUUUAAAUAAAGACAGUAUGAUGGCCCAUUGCUCUGUUCGGCGAGAAAAUCGUUCCUUUUUUUUCUCUCUCUGAUUCCGGAGUUGGUUUACGAUUACGACUCUCGCCGGAUCAGCCUAGCCGGACUCGACUCAGCCUCGGGCUACUCCUGCCGAGCUUUCACUUGUGGCUUGGGGGCAAUGAUGCCCCAAAUUCCACUCUGUCUCUUGUUUAUGUAAUAUGGCCUUCAAUUUUUUUUGCCGGGACUACAAGGAAAAAUCCUAUAGCCGAUCUAGGAAAAUUGUUGUACUCCACAAUUUUUCAUUGUAAAUUCAGUUGUUGAAUUGGCUUACUUUGGCUCAGAACUUCUUUUUUAAAUAAAGAAAAAUUGUCAAUAUAUGUAAACAGUUUCAAUACCUCGUUCACAGAUACAAUUUUUCGACGAAACUCGAGGCUGCUUCUUGCAUUUGUAAAAUUAUGCGUCUGGCAUCAUUGGGGUUAGGAAUACAUCAAUAAUAACAUAUAGUGUCACGUAGAGUGACGUAUAGUGUCGCGUAUAUUGGUACGGAUAGUGACGUAUAAUUUUACGUAUGGUGUUAUGGAUAGUGACGUAGAGUUUUACGUAUAGUGACGUAUAGUUUUAAGUAUAGUGCCGUACAGCUUUACGUAUAGUGCUGUACAGCUUCACGUAUAGUGUCACUUGACGUAUAUAGUGACGUAUAGUUUUAAGUAUAGUGCCGUACAGCUUUACGUAUAGUGUCACGUAUAGUGUCGCGUAUAGUGUCGUAUGACGUUGCGUAUUGUGCUUGUGAUGAUGUAGAAUGCUACUUAUAGUGUUACGUAUUGUGAAGUAUAAUGACGUAUAAAGUUACGUACAAUACUACGAGCCUCUGGCCCACUAGAUGCUCGCUAUUUAAUUGAGUAGGUGUUGGAUAAAUUAUUUUGCAGUAAUAAAUGUAUUGAUAAAAAUUGUAUUAAAAAUAAUAAAUUUCUUAAGCUGUUUAUUAAUUUACUAAUCGAAAAGCUGUUUUCGAUUAAUUGUAGAAGCUGGCUUAUUAAUUUUCAUGUACUUAAAUUCACAAUAAAAGACCAGUUUGGCGUUCGCGCCCAGUAGACUUUUUUGUGAUUUUAUUAUAUCAAGUGCCUUAUGGUUUAUGAAGUUUGUUUGGCAGAACAAAUUUCAGAGCGUAAAGGCUUUAAACGUAACACCAAACUUUGCAAUGUUUUGAUGUCAAAUCCUGAUUCGAAAAAGCUUUGUUAUUUAUCUAUGUCUCAAUAAAUAAACGUGUGUCCUUAAUUAAUUUGUUUGAACUAUUCAAACUUCUAUCUUCCAACAUGCGACUUUCCAACUUCUGAAAUUCUAUUAAAUAAAAUGUUAAAUCUCAGCUUAUAAAGAUUUUGUGCAGGAUUUAUUCAAUUUUCGUUAUUGGAGGUCACUAAAAACGAACGAACGAUUCGUGAAUCCCUUCACUCUUAGUGAAUGUAUCAAUGAAUGCAUCGACGACGACAUAGACUUUGCAAAUUUUCAAGCGUAUCGUAUUUUUUCUAGCGUGGCUCGGAAUUUUUUUCCUCUUUCUCAGCCUUUCGAGCAGCUGAUGUAAGGCGAUGCUUUCUGUCAGGGACGUUCAUUGAGCGAUCUAUCCGAAAGUUGCUGUCACUGCUCAACAUUGUUCCAUGUUCGGUGAAAGUUUCUGGGUUUUUAAUAUAAAUCUAUUUCCCUCCAUCCCGCGCCAUGUGAAAAUUAUAUUAAUUUAGCUUAGGAUUUUGCACUGCCCUCUUUUAACUUUGUUCGAUGUCCUGCUUCAUAUUUAAGUACAUACUCAAAUAUUCAUAAAUUAAAAACUUUAUUUCACUACUCCAAUCUAAUCGUCGUAAUUCUCCAGUCGUAAUCUGGCCACCGACAAAACAACGUUCAAUUGAAAUUUAUAUAAAUGUUAAGGAUAUUUAUCAAAGUGCCU
Messenger RNA from Hyalella azteca, 3725 nucleotides. RefSeq lists its product as uncharacterized. Lineage: Eukaryota; Metazoa; Arthropoda; Malacostraca; Amphipoda; Hyalellidae. The record is from RefSeq and is a predicted model, not a curated record. Bases 449 to 1498 code for a protein of 349 amino acids. The transcript has 2 exons.